This is a messenger RNA of Mesocricetus auratus (golden hamster), 1054 nucleotides long. RefSeq names its product glutamic acid-rich protein-like. The record is from RefSeq and is a predicted model, not a curated record. NCBI's taxonomy places the organism in Eukaryota, Metazoa, Chordata, Mammalia, Rodentia, Cricetidae. The coding region runs from base 250 to 708 and encodes 152 amino acids. The transcript has 4 exons.
CUAUUCUGCUCUGGUCUGCUCCAAUAGGGGGAGGUUUCCGAGGCGAAACUCUUAAAGCCCUGCUGGGCUCCACUCUGCUCCUGUUCCCAGAAGUUGUUACUUCUCUGCUCCACUUCAUUUUUGCAGCAAAAGAAGGUCUCACCCAAGUCUCACUCAAGAGAUUUAUUGGGAGAGAAAAAUCCAGGAGGUUGUCUGCCUCUGCCAGAGUUGAAAAGAGCAUCUACCAGCUGAACAGGUGUGUGCUAUAACAUGUUAUAUUUCCAAGAGCGAAGCCCAUUCCCAACAGAUCGGGUUGGAGUUGGUAGACACAUGAAUCCAUAUGUGAUUGUCAAUGAUGAAGGUUUGGUGCCUGAAGAAUAUGUGUCCUUAAUCCCUGAAGAGAUGAUCCCUGUGGCUUUGGAAGCAGAAAUGGAAGAAUCUUUGGAAGGGGAGGAGGUCAUUUGGUCUCAUGUACCAAAUGAAGAGGAGGAGAAUCAGACUGAGACCCAGGUGGAAAACUGUGACUGUACUCACAAUGUAGAAGAGGAUGAUGAUGAUGAUGAUGAUGAUGAUGAAGCUAAUUAUAAGCAUACUGAAAAUUUUACAGGCAGUGUAAACGACCAUACAUAUGAAUGUACCCAUGAUGAGACCAAAGAAGCUGCAUUUAGAGGGAAAGAUGAGAAUGAAAAUGAAAACCAGGAGGUGGAAGAUGAUAUUAAUCCAAACUGAACUGAAAACAAAUCCUAGAAUCCAGGCUAUGAUGGAGAGAUACUGUGGAAAAACGUUGUUAAAACAGUACAUUUGUAUUGGAUUGACUGCUUUCUUAGAUUUGCAAAGUAGCUGGUGCAUGUUAAUGUUCUACAAGCGCUAAUUAUCCCUUAUUACUUCCUACAACUUGAAGGCAUAAAGAUAAAAUACAGGAAGUCUGAAACACAUGAGGAUUUUAUCAACACUGAUUGUGGUUCAAAGUUCAUCACCCUUUUUAGUCAACUUUACUGUUGUCUGAUUGUUUUCCUGUAUUAUUUUUCUAUAACACACAAUGUUUUUUCAGUUCAAAAUAAAAGAUUUGAAAAGC